This is a messenger RNA of Bactrocera neohumeralis, 3713 nucleotides long. It is a transcript of the gene gsb-n, whose product is annotated as protein gooseberry-neuro. NCBI's taxonomy places the organism in Eukaryota, Metazoa, Arthropoda, Insecta, Diptera, Tephritidae. Gene Ontology annotation, biological process: anatomical structure development; regulation of transcription by RNA polymerase II. Bases 143 to 1525 code for a protein of 460 amino acids. Gene Ontology annotation, molecular function: DNA-binding transcription factor activity, RNA polymerase II-specific; RNA polymerase II cis-regulatory region sequence-specific DNA binding. The record is from RefSeq and is a predicted model, not a curated record. The transcript is spliced from 5 exons.
UUAAGUGCACGUUUUGAUUCGCUGUUAUAUGGGGAAACAUCUAAUUUAAGUUUUAUUUUGGGGGGGCAACUAAGUAAACAUAACAUUUUUAAUACAAAUCAGAUUUUGUUUAUCUGUUUACUAGGUUCAGUAUCCUAAUUGAAUGAUCGAGUUACCCGGUCAGGGCCGCGUCAAUCAACUCGGCGGUGUCUUCAUUAACGGCCGACCGCUGCCGAAUCAUAUACGUUUGAAAAUUGUCGAAAUGGCCGCUAAUGGCAUAAGACCUUGUGUGAUCUCACGUCAGCUACGCGUCUCGCAUGGUUGUGUAUCGAAAAUAUUAAAUCGUUACCAGGAAACCGGUUCAAUACGACCGGGUGUGAUAGGCGGUUCGAAACCGAAAGUUACAUCGCCGGAAAUCGAAGCGCGCAUUGAGGAGUUGCGCAAGGCCAAUCCGGGCAUAUUCAGUUGGGAGAUACGCGAGAAGCUGAUCAAGGAGGGCUUCACCGAUCCGCCAUCCACAUCGUCCAUCAGUCGUCUAUUGCGAGGUAAUGAUCGUACCAGUGAAGACGGACGCAAGGAUUAUAGUAUACACGGCAUUUUAGGUGGACGCGACUCAGAUAUCAGCGAUACCGAAUCGGAGCCUGGCAUACCGUUGAAACGUAAACAGCGUCGUUCGCGCACCACCUUUACGGCCGAACAAUUGGAGGCGCUCGAACGCGCCUUCACACGCACACAGUAUCCAGAUGUGUAUACACGCGAGGAACUCGCACAGACCACGGGCCUCACCGAAGCGCGCAUACAAGUGUGGUUUAGUAAUCGGCGCGCGCGUCUACGCAAACAUUCCGGCGGCUCCGGCACCGGACUCUCACCCAUGAAUGGGGGCGGCAGUGGCGCUGGUGUGCCGGGUGGCGUGGGCGGCGGUGCGGCUGGCACAGCGCCACUCGGUUUCGGGCCACUAGCCGCAGUCGGUUCCAUGGCGGGCUAUAGUCCCGCCGCUGCCAGUACAGCCAGCGCGGGCAUGAAUGAGAAUCAUGCGGCGCAUGCAGCGGCGGCUGCGGCCGCAGCAGCUGCGCAUCAUCCACACCAUCACACGCAGAUGGGCGGCUAUGAUUUGGUGGCGCAGUCGGCGCAACAUGGUUUCGCCAGCAGUUUUCAACAUGGGCACUUCGGCGGACAAAAUUACUAUCAUCAAGAUUACUCCAAGCUCUCAAUCGAUGACUUCUCUAAGCUGACGCUGGAGAAUGCUUCGAAAAUUUCUCCAUCACUCUCACAUCUAACCGGCGAAAACUACUCGAAACUGGACUCCACCACGAAUUGGUCACAAGCCGCUUACCAUCUGAAUCAGUCGGCAGCAGCGGCCGCCAAUUACAAUGCUGCCGCCGCUCAUCACGCGCAUGCGGCUGUCGCUCAACACACGCUCAAUGAUUAUGCGGCGGCAGGCGCUGCUGCAGCGGCGCACAACAAUCAGCUGAACAGCGCGGCAGCAGUCGCCGCGGCGGCUUAUAAUCAUCCGCUGCCCACGCAGGCGCAGGCAAAGUAUUGGUAGUGCAUUUGUGGCGUUGUGUAACUGUAGUGGAAGGUAGUAGUUUUUGAAUCAUGAACUGGAGGUUAACUGCAAGUUUUGGAAUGUAAAAUUUGGUGAAAUAUUUGUAUGUAAAAUUCAGGGUUUCUCACCAGCUUAGAAUGAUUUUUACGUUUCGUGCACCUCUAGCAUAUUUUUGGUGCUCACUUUAUGCCAGUGGCAAAAAUGUCCUAAAAACUUAUUAGUUGAUUUGACAAGCUUAUAAGUAAAGUUUGAUUAAGAGGACGAUCUAUGAGGGAUCUCACUUACGCAGCUUAGAUAAUCGCACCGUCGUGGUAUCUAAAACUCUUAAAAGUAGAUCAUAAGAGCCUUACAGUUCGACAAGGUGCUUUGAGUCCAUCAUAAAUUUGUUGAAACGCCUUAUUGCAGUUUCGGCUUUGUCUACUGGUUCGUCGAAGAUAAGACUGCCGAGAUGUUUCAGCCUCAGUCUUGCAAAGGCUGUACAAUAGACGUAAAAGUGCCGGGAUGUUUCCACCUCAUCCUCCUUCAUACAACUUUGACAACUAGCGUCAGACAAGGUUUUAGGCUUCACCGCAUGAAUAUCUAUUGUCCAGUAAGAACUCCUACGAUAGCCGCAAGUUAAACUUUGCUCUGGACAAGUUAUUCAGUAGAUCACUUACAUUCUACGAGCUUGUAAGUUCAAUCGAUUUUUUUAGCUUCCUGUAGCUUUUUGAAUUUUCUUGUUACAACGAGAUACUUUUGCUCUGACAGGACAUCAAAAUUCAUGAAGUAUUGUUGAAAUGAAGCCUCUUGCUCUGAAUAUCGUCGCAUAAGUUUACAGACGAAGGAAAAACGAUAUAAUAGAAACCAAUCAUAUUGAAACAAAAUUUGAGUUUUGGUUAUAAAAUGGUUAUAUAUGGGUUAUAUAUGGGUUGUAUAUGGGUUAUAUAUUGGUUAUUGGUCUGACAGCGGCAGCAAAUCGUAAGCAAUAAAAAACUCAGUUUCGAUUUUUAUGAUGAUAGGUUUAGGUUCGAUAAUGCUCUAUUAAAAUGUGAUGCUGAUAACAAGAAAAAAAUAUUGGGUAACUUAACUCUCUCAUUUCGAGUGCUGAUUUAUAUCUCCUUCUGUAAUUCUUUAAAUUUAAGAGUGUAGAGCAAUAAACGUUUCAAAAACCUUAAAAUUAAAACUUUAACCAGUAACCAGUAAAUUUUACCAGUAACCAGUAAAUUUAACCGUUAAGAUAACCGUUUUGCUUAACUGGUUGGUUAAUAUGACUGAAUUUAGUGACUUGAGACCGCUAAGUUGGGCAAUUUGAUAUCCGCUGGUGAAGGAAACAUUAUGGAGACCUUUUUUGUUGACAGAAAAAAUCUAAAAAAUCCAGUUUAGACAAGCUGAAGCCUCUUUAAAAUUGUUAGACCCUCCAUUAAAAGUAUUAUGACAACUUGCUAAAAUAAAAAAAAACUCAAAUUUGUCAUUAGCUGUCUUCGAUUCGCCAUUUAACUGCACGCAUUCGUCACAAAACAUGCGCAGGUUUGAUUAAAAAGUGCUGCCCGUUUGUUUGAGUAUUUGCUUUAUUCGGUAGUCGAAGAAGUCUUUUCGUAUUUCUAAUCAAACUUCAAAUAGGUCGUUCGUUUGGCUGGUGAGUAACGCUUGGCGCAUCGAAAAUACCAACAAAAUCUACUUUUCAUCAUUCAAAAAAAAAAGAAAAACUCAUUCUAAUGAAAAAAUCUAAAAAAAAAAAUAAAAAAUGUACAGUAGCUAGCAUAAGCAGUUUACAGCAUAUAUGUAUGUAGCAAAGGUUUACAAACUCCUCACUUGUAUACACACUAUUAUUGCCCACUGUGUUAAUUAAAAUGUUUGUUAAACUGUCAAUUCAACACUUUAAUUUAAUUUGUAUUCAUUACUUAAGCAGAAUUGCAUAAGAAAUAAUUAUGUAAGUGCAUAAAUAAGUAAAAAAUUGUACAAUAUUAUUGUCUGCUGCAUUUUUGUCCCAUUAAUUUAUAAAUCAAGUGUAAUUAAAAUUCAAUUAACAUUUUAUUAGUUAAGUCAAGUGUAACUUAUGGCCAAGGCCAAGCAGUUUGCAAAUAAAGGUCGCAAUAAAAGUGCUGCAGCCGAGGCGGUGAGGUCGCUAGGCUGAUUGGAGGCCGUUUGCGCCACCCUGUGUUAGCCGCUGCCGCAUUGCUUGAGCCAAGUGAGCCUGAUCACAAAUAUA